AUGCCGGCUCCGUACGCUGACAACAUGUACUCUGACAUGGGUCACGACGCCGCCUCCGUUGCUGGUGACGACCAUGAGAACCGUGAUGAAGCCUUGUCACCCGCUGACGGCUACUUCCACGCGUCGGAAUCCUCGGGCGCGGCGUCAUCUUCUCAUCAUGUCCCUGACCAUUACCAGCAGUAUCCCGCUGCGACACGACAGCAGCAUCACCAGCUACAGCAACCGCAACGCACAUCAUCCAAUGCACCUGUCGUGCCCAAUGUCCUUGUUGAAGAUCCCACCUUGCGGCAUGGUAAGGCAAAGGAGGCCGAAGAGGAGCGCUGGAUAAGUAACGGCGCCAGUCAGGCCUCGCCUGAAGCAGCCUUCACACCACACAUGGGAAGCAACGUCAUAUCGCAAGGAAUGCACCGUGGUGCGUCUACCUCCUCGGCCACGUACAUAGGCAAUAACCAUACGACAUCAGCUACGCCAGCUAGCCCUACAUUCGUCACCUCGCCCACCCAUCAUCAUCACAGGCGUAGCGUCGAAGGAGACGGCCCCCUUCUCUUCACCGGCCACAGUACCCGCCUCCCCUAUUCUCACACUCCCUCCGAGACAGCAGCUUCAGCAACGUCAACUUCCUUAAAUCACCCCACGCCUCGGUCUCAGACGCAUCAUCAGAACUAUUUGGACGCGCCACCUGCCUACACACCCUCCCCAUCAUCACCUUCGGCUGGCCAUUCCCAGGGCUAUCAGACAUUUGCACCUCCCUCAUCCGGUAGCAGCAACGACAACCAGGGCAUCAAUCAGGGCACAAUGGGCAUCCCUGAAGAACAUCAGGCACUGCUGCCUCGUCAGCCUGAGUCUAUGGGUGGCUCGCCCAAUGGCCCUCCUGCCUCUCGAUGGCAGCGAGUUAAUAACGCUGUUCAUUCUCCCAACACCAGAAAGAAUAUUCGAACACUUCUUGGCAUUGCGGUCGUCCUAUCUAUUUUCUUUGCCAUCUUUGGAGGCAUAUCCUUGAGCAGCGGCGGACCUCGGCAUCCCAAAAUCCCUAAAAUUAUCGACAGCGACCCAGUCAAAGAACCAAGCAUGGGUGGCGAACGUGACCUUGAGUGGCGGCCCCAUGGUUCCUGCAGAAACACGCCUCACAAAUUUGACAAGUCCAUUACAUCGCUUCAGUACGGCAGCGGCUUUUCUUUGGACAUUGUGCAGAGACCGGAGAGAAACCGCUACAAGAGAGGUCGUCAGCCUAAUGUUUCUGGACAACUCUUACUUCGCCCAACGAAAGAAUCAGGAGGCGGUGUCGAGAUUGAGAUCGUCUCUAAUGAUGAGAGGCUAAGACCCAGUACCGAGAUUCACGUGGACAAUGGCCAUCAAUCUAUCGAAAUUAUCUCUCCCCGGGCCCUUGACUGGUGGGACUACUCAGGUCCUACUCCUUGCAUUCAAAUGCGUGUCACUGUUUAUGUGCCUCACAAUGCUUAUCUUGAUAACCUUAAACUUGACCUUGUUCAUCUUGACGUUGACAUUGUCGAGGGCCUUGUUAUGGGCAUUGUGGACGGUCCCACCAUUAAAACUGUUGUUGGCGACGUCAUUGCUCCCCGUGCCAAUAAUAUCGACGACGACGUCGCGCCAUACUCGGUCCAAUCGCGACGAAUCAUCAUUGAGACUGUCAGUGGCAGCAUUAAAGGCUGGUUCCCUCUCUACGAUCUUCUUCAGGUCAAGUCUUCUUCUGGAGAUGUCGAGGCUCAAGUCGUCCCCAAGGCUGCUGACAAGAAAUCCGCCAGCGAAGCCACGCUCAAGGUUGAAUCAAUCUCUGGGGAAGUCAGACUAGAGGAGCCGUUGGCAUCUAGUCUCAGGAGCGGAAAGCUCGGAAAGAAGAUUCCACCCCGCGAGUAUCAGGUCGAGAUUGGUACGACAUCCGGAGGCAUCACCGCCGACGUUGUCAUGACUUCUUCCGCCAAAAUUGGAUCUGUUUCUGGCGACCUGACUCUCAAUGUGCUGCCCUUGCUCACCAAGAGCUCCGAUAAGACGAGCUUCAGCACUGACACCAAGAGCGGAUCGACUAACGUCAAUAUUUAUGAAGCAGUGGCAAUUGAGCUGCCUGACAACGCCAAGUCCCAUGCGAAAGACUUUGAAAUUCGCAAAACCGGUCGCCCAGUUCUCUACAACUUUGAUACCAAGCAUUCUUCCAUUAGUGGUGAUUUCAACCUUCACUAUCCCGCUACUUGGGUGGGCAAAUUCCGCGCCGAGAGCAUGUCUGGAGAUAUUUUUGUGUCCGGUAAAGAUGUCAGAAUUACUCGACGAAGCCGUGGCUUCGGAAAAUUUGUAGAAGGCGAAAAAGGUGAUGGUGCGUCCUUUAUCAAGAUGGGUACCAUGUCUGGCGAUGUGCAGCUGCAGGUUGGCGAGGAGUAA
This is a messenger RNA of Metarhizium acridum CQMa 102, 2391 nucleotides long. RefSeq lists its product as uncharacterized. Lineage: Eukaryota; Fungi; Ascomycota; Sordariomycetes; Hypocreales; Clavicipitaceae. The record is from RefSeq and is a predicted model, not a curated record.